Messenger RNA from Phytophthora infestans T30-4, 1308 nucleotides. RefSeq lists its product as uncharacterized. The coding region runs from base 1 to 1308 and encodes 435 amino acids. Gene Ontology annotation, biological process: positive regulation of transcription by RNA polymerase II. Gene Ontology annotation, cellular component: nucleus. Gene Ontology annotation, molecular function: transcription cis-regulatory region binding; protein binding. Lineage: Eukaryota; Oomycota; Peronosporomycetes; Peronosporales; Peronosporaceae. The record is from RefSeq and is a predicted model, not a curated record. The transcript is spliced from 7 exons.
AUGAACGCGAAGCACGCGGCGUUGUGGGAUGAAGUGCAGGGCUCCUGCGAGGUCUUUAAACUACAGACUGCACUCGGCGCUGGUGUUGACCCCUCCAUGUUGCUGGACGGAUGGACACCACUGCAUUUCUUGUGUGAAAAUCGGUCGGUGGGGCCGACAUCGCGCGCUGAGGGGCUGCAAUUGCUGCUGCGUGCGGGUUUCGACGCCAACGCUGUGGACGAGAACGGAUGUAGCGCGUUGCAUCUUCUGUGCCAGAACAAAAGCGGCGGCGACGGAGAUCUCGUGCCCAGUAUCCAGCUGAUACUGGCGGCCAGGGCCAACGUGAACCUGCAGACGUCUGACAACAAGAAGUCGGCGCUACAUUUUCUGUGCGAGAACGAGGCGGUCUCGGAGGACGCACUGGAAGCUUUGCUUAAGGCCAAGCCGGAUGUGAAUUCUGUGGAUGGGGAUGGCAACAUUCCGCUCCAUUACUUGGCCGAGAACGCCUACGUUACGAAUCGUAUGUUCAGCCUUCUGCUGACGGCAGCGACGAAUCUCAACAUCCAAAAUCAUUUUCAAUCUACGCCAGCGCACUACAUCUGCCAGAACAGUCGCGUGACGCAGCUCAUAAUUCGCGAGCUGCUGCAGUUUAAGGCCAAUUUCAACAUCAAGAACAAUAUUGGAAAUACGCCCGUCCAUUAUCUGUGUGAGAACGACGUAGUGACUGUGGAUAUGCUGAAGGAGCUCAUGAGUAACAAGCCCGUGAACGUCACUAUCACCAAUUCGCUGGGAAAACUUGCAAGUGACUACAUCCCAUCUCGAAAGCACGAAUGUCUUGCUUUCCUGCAGAAGUUCACGGCGCCUAACUUGGAUCGUACGGGCGGCAACUCAACUGCAUCCAAUGAAAUUGGUGGUGAGGACCCGAGUGAACUGCCGGAGCCUCUGAAAAAGGCAUUGGCGGCGUGGAAUGCAUCGCUGCCUCCUUUCGAUGCAGCUUUCUACAACGCAGUAUCAUGCGAAGCAGCGUUUGAACCCACCUACGAAGAAGUUCAGGAGGUCUCGGGGCGCGCGUGUGAGGCUCCAGGCGAUGCAUCAAUCUUCGCAGCGUGGGAAAAGAGUUUGAGCAAGUGGCGCGCUUGCAUCAUGUUGGCGUAUGCAGCGCUGGUGCCGCCUAACGUUUGGCACCAAUACGCUGAGCAAUUCCAGCGCCCGGUGCCUUCUGAUCUGUCAAAAGUACGCGGAAGAGUCGAGGCAGCGUGGCAGCAGUUCCCAGAGCAGACCCAGCGUCGCGGGCGUUUUGAAGCGCUUGCCGGUGUGUUUAACCCAUAA